AUGGCAGCCUCCUCAGCAGUUGUCGUGGUUCCGCGACCGCAGAAGGACGCCUCAGCUGUAGCUCUCUCCGCCAUGCGAAUUCCCGCCCUGCUGCUGGUUGCCGCUGUGUGGACUGGUGGGAGCGACGCGCUUGUGUUCCGCGCACAGCUCCUUCCCGGCCCGGUGAACAUCCGUGGCGUUCGCUACACGGAAGGAUGGACGGGGGACGCAGCCCGACAAAACCUACUGCUCACCAACUCGCCCCCGCAGCUAUUCGCCGCACCGACCGACCACCAUGCGAGCAGGCCGCCGGCCCUCAACAUAAGGUCGCACCCUGUGUCAUCUGGUUUCCUGCACGGCCAGGUCACUCCUGUGCACUUCACUUCGUAUCAGAGUCAUCAGGCGAGUCCAUUGCCACAAAAUUUCGGUAUAAACAGGCCUACAUUUCUUGAUUUCGGUGGGGUACCAAAACCACUGCAAGCGCCGGACAUAGCAAGUGGCGACUGGCUUUCACCGAAUAAUAAAGAACAAGUUGACUCUGGUCAUCAAAACCGGUUUUUGUCAUUCAAUCAAAAUUUCGCUUUCAAUCACCAACUGCAGGAUAACGUACCUGUUCGCCAGGCUACUGCCAAUAGCCCACAGCAGAAUCAAAAUUAUUUUCAGCAGACCCUUUACCAGCAAGGUGCCAUUCAAGCUGCAGCUAUCAACGAUUUCGGACGUCCAGUACAGCCGACGAGAAAUCUGCAUUUCAACAUCGAAGACGUGUCUACUUCAUUUGGUAUUCCCCAUAGUCAGAAUAAUUCUUUCAACGGAACAACAUCAAAUUUCACAUUCGCUGGAAAUGUUGCGACUACAAUCAACAAUGCGUCAGCUUCGCUCAGUAACACACAAUCUGCAUCUUCAGUAACGUCGAAUGUGGAAAACAGCCUGCCCCGACCUGCCGCUUUGGCAAGCAAUGCUAAGGAAACAGAAACGGAAGCUCAGCAGGACAACGAAGUAGCGAAGGCGACGCUGGAAGAUGUGAUACGUCAUGACUGCCCGAACGCUGAUCAGCUGGGUUACUGCGCAUCACCACCGCGCUAUCCAACGCUACAGAUUCAAGAAGUAUACAAACGUUGCAUCCGGCUGCUGCGUGCGUUGUAUGUGCCACUGCCUGAAGAGGAUAAUAUCAAGUCUAUUACCCGUGCCAACAGACACGUGAGUAUCCCUGAAAGUAAUCCAAUUUAA
Messenger RNA from Schistocerca cancellata (South American locust), 1206 nucleotides. RefSeq lists its product as uncharacterized. The transcript is spliced from 3 exons. The record is from RefSeq and is a predicted model, not a curated record. Lineage: Eukaryota; Metazoa; Arthropoda; Insecta; Orthoptera; Acrididae. Bases 1 to 1206 code for a protein of 401 amino acids.